Messenger RNA from Lycium barbarum (goji berry), 690 nucleotides. RefSeq names its product receptor-like protein EIX1. Bases 1 to 690 code for a protein of 229 amino acids. The record is from RefSeq and is a predicted model, not a curated record. Gene Ontology annotation, molecular function: protein binding. Lineage: Eukaryota; Viridiplantae; Streptophyta; Magnoliopsida; Solanales; Solanaceae. The transcript is spliced from 3 exons.
AUGGAGAGGUGUCCAUUGUGUGAUAAUCAAACUGGUAAUGUCAUCAGACUCGAUCUUCGUGGCCCUUCCAAUCACAAUGCAUCUAUUUCUAUUGCGCCACUGAUAGGUAAGCUAAGUCAUGCCUUGCAAGAGUUGAAGCAACUAAAGUUUUUGGAUCUUAGUUACAAUCAAAUUUCAGGAGGCAUACCAGACUUUCUUGGUUCUCUGAUGCCUCCUAAUCUUGGUAGUCUUUCUAGCUUAAACAGCCUUGAUCUAAGCCAUAAUAGUUUCCUAUCUGUGAAUAACCUCGAGUGGGUUUCGCGUCUUCAUCAGUUGAGAUACCUAGCCAUAAGUUAUGUUAACACAAGUAAAGCAACUGAUUGGUUAGAAUCAGUGCUCAAGCUUCCCUCCCUUCAAGUCUUGAGCUUGGCUAGUUCUAUGCUUCCUGCCGUGUUUCCUUCACUAUUUAACUCAAGCAAUCUGACUCACCUUGAUCUCUCUGGUAAUGCUUUACAUGGUCCAAUUCCUGAUGCUUUAUGGAAUAUGAAAUCCCUACAACACCUAAAUCUAUCUCGUAAUGCACUUGGAGGUGGUUUCCCUAGAUGCCUUGGUAACAGUAGUAAUUUAAAGUUUUUACGAUUGGCUUCUAACAAUCUAGACGGAAAGCUACCUGAGAUAAUGAAAAACUUGUCAUGCAUGUCGGUUCUCUAG